AUGCUUAUUUCAGCUGAUGAAGAUGAAGAUGACGAGGAAGAUAAAACUACUGAAGAUGCUCAAGAAGAAAAGCCUAAGCCAAGACUCUUUUUGCCCAACCUUGUGCCACCUAAGAUUCCAGAUGGAGAAAGAGUCGACUUUGACGAUAUCCAUCGAAAACGUAUGGAGAAGGAUCUUUUAGAACUGCAGACAUUAAUUGAAGUUCAUUUUGAGAACAGGAAGAAAGAUGAAGAGGAAAUCAUUGCUUUGAAGGAAAGAAUUGAAAAACGCAGAGCAGAAAGAGCAGAGCAGCAUAGGAUUCAAGCUGAAAGGGAGAAGGAACGUCAGUCGAGGAUUGCUGAGGAAAGAGCCAGGAAAGAAGAGGAAGAAUCGAGAAAGAGAGCAGAGGAAGAAGCAAAGAAGAAAAAAACCAUGUCGAACAUGUCCUUGCACUUUGGAGGCUACAUGCAGAAGACUGACAGCCGUCGAGGUGGGAAGAAGCAAACUGAGAGGGAAAAGAAAAAGAAGAUCCUGUCAGAAAGACGCAAACCUCUGGAUAUUGACGAUCUGAAUGAGAGUGAACUCAAGGAGAAGAGCAAAGAGCUGUGGCAAUGGAUGUACCAACUGGAAGCAGAAAAAUUUGACCUACAGGAAAAAAUGAAACAGCAGAAAUAUGAAAUUAACGUAUUGCGAAAUCGAGUCAGUGAUCAUCAGAAGGUUUCUAAGGGUCUCCGUGGCAAGGGGAAGGUCUCAGGCCGAUGGAAGUAA
Pristis pectinata (smalltooth sawfish) is the source of this 747-nucleotide messenger RNA. RefSeq names its product troponin T, cardiac muscle-like. NCBI's taxonomy places the organism in Eukaryota, Metazoa, Chordata, Chondrichthyes, Rhinopristiformes, Pristidae. The coding region runs from base 1 to 747 and encodes 248 amino acids. Gene Ontology annotation, biological process: sarcomere organization; cardiac muscle contraction; regulation of muscle contraction. The transcript has 11 exons. Gene Ontology annotation, cellular component: troponin complex. The record is from RefSeq and is a predicted model, not a curated record. Gene Ontology annotation, molecular function: tropomyosin binding; troponin I binding; troponin C binding.